Cetraspora pellucida is the source of this 1386-nucleotide messenger RNA. Lineage: Eukaryota; Fungi; Glomeromycota; Glomeromycetes; Diversisporales; Gigasporaceae. The record is from the annotation of a GenBank genome assembly.
AUGGCUCCACCUGAAACGGAUAAUUCGACCAUUGAUUCCCUUUCUGAAAAAUUAGGAUAUAACGAGGAUCCUAUGGCUGUUAUUGGAGAAAAACAACAUGAUCGAGAAGAUAUCCGAAAGAUAGUUUUACAAAAACCAAGUUCGCCUAAAGCUAUCGUUUUACAUGCAAUCAUGGGAAGUCUAGGAUCCUAUUUAAUUGCGUACGGAAUUCGUGGUGGAGUCAAUUUUUUGUUGAAUUUAUUAGCAGUAUAUCGUAAAAGGAAAGGAACUAUCGUACGAGCAUUCACUCGUGGAUUCUUUGGCAUUGAUGCACUUCGAUUUGGAGCUGCAUUUGGUAGUUUUUCUUUCUUGUGGAAACUUAUCAAUAAUGGCUUGCGAUAUAUUAGAAAAAAAGACGAUAAAUGGAAUAGUUUUAUAGCCGGAUCCAUUGCUGGAAUAUCGUUAAUAGUAGAAAAGCAAGAGAGAAGAAUAAUGAUCACGCAACAAAUGUUUGUACGUGCAGUCCAAGCUCUUUAUAAAAGUGGUCGUACGCGAGAGUAUUUUGAUAUUCCUCAUAUAGGUCUUAUUCUCUUUAUAUUGUCUUGCGGCCAAGUCCUUUAUGCAUACACGAUGCAACCUACAACCAUUCCUCCAGACUUUCUAAAAUUUAUGAUUAAAACCGCACGUGUUCCAAAAGAUACGUUGAACUUGAAUCUAAAACAUCUUCGUGAGGGGGGCAUAAAUUUGGAUGAUGCAUUAAACGUUGUCGUAAAAGGCAAGGGAACACAAAAAGCGUUUGAUGCUGUAUCGAAAUUGUCAUCUAAUCCAAUAGCAAUUCCUUGCGAAUUGGUACAUCCUCGAUUUGAUUCAUGCACACAUACAAAUAUAGACAGAUUUUACCAAGUCUUUAAAACAAUUUUUCCGGUUUAUGCCACACUUAACAUCGUACCAAUGUUUGUUUUUAAAAUAAAUCAAUUCUUAAAAGAUCCAUACACUUUAAUUCAAAAGUGCACAAAGAAUACUAUUCGAUCAAGUAUUUUUCUUUCAACAUUUGUGACAUCUUAUCAAUCUCAAAUCUGCAUUCACCGCAGCCUCAUCAAAUAUAUUGGUUUAAAUUUUCAUUCAAAAUAUUUAUAUUGGUUGUCUGGAGUGAUUGCUGGAUUUGCGAUCCUAAUUGAGCAUAGAAAUAGAAGGAAUGAUUUGACAUUAUAUGUCGUACCCAAAGCAAUGGAAAGCUUGUAUAAAAUUAUGUGCCAAAAAAAUUGUAUUUUUGAAUUACAUAGAACUGCAGAUAUUUGGUUUUUCUCAGCAGCCAUGGGAGUCAUAAUGACAUGCUUCCAACAUGAACCAAAAGUUCUAAGUCCAAUGACAAAAACUCUUUUGCGUGGAUUCUUUGGAACUAAUUAA